AUGAAGGAACGAGGAAAAGCCGAUAAACGUGAAGAGACUAGUCGAAUUUUGAUCGCACUCGGACGGGUGAUGCUCUUCAGCAGUCAUCAACGAGCAGCAAUAAGAGUGCCAUUGCUAAGAUUCUAUCAAGAGUUGCAUGUGUUCGCUGAACGGGCAAUUUUUGACUGCUUGCAGACAGUCGAAGCGGUCGAACGUGCCCGUCUUGAAUAUCGUGGAAGUCUUUUAUGGAUGAAGAAAACGAGUGAAGAGGUCGUAAUUACCGUACCACUUACUUCAUUCACUCUAGUGUUCGUUCCAUGUUUUUGGCGUAAGGAAAAUGAAAUCACGCUUUUCCAAGAUAAACUGAAUUGCUUCCAGCUGGAUCCUGACACUGACCGUCAGCUGGAGAAAUUUCGUGAAGCCCAAUCGGCGGUACGCCUGAACAAAGAGAAGCUCGACAAACUCAAAGUGGAUACUCUUCAAAAGGUGUUUUUCACUACAUAA
Angiostrongylus costaricensis is the source of this 483-nucleotide messenger RNA. The record is from the annotation of a GenBank genome assembly. NCBI's taxonomy places the organism in Eukaryota, Metazoa, Nematoda, Chromadorea, Rhabditida, Metastrongylidae.